CUGUGCGCCUGGUCCUGCAUGGGCUGCUGCCUCCAGCGCGCCGGGGUGCGCCUGCCGCGGGCCGGGGCGCUGCUGGCCGCCGGCUGCGCCGGGGAGGCGCUCGCGCAGCUGGCGCUGGGCGUCGGGGACGCUCGCUCGCCGUCGCUGCCCGCCGCGGGGGUGGCGCUCGGCUGCCUGGCGGCCGCGACAUGGCUGGUGCCGAGGCUGCGGCCGCGCGACCUCAUGGUCGCCGCGACUAGCGCCGUCCGGACGGUGGCCCUGGUCUCCCUGGAGCGCUUCAAGGUCGCCUGGAGACCUCACCUGGCGCGCUGGGCCGGCGCGCUGGGGCUGCUGCUGGCCAGGUACUUGGAGCGGAUCUUGCCGCAGUGCUCGGGGGCCGCCCCGAGGGAGCGUUCGGGGUCCCCGCGCGACGCCGGGGCCCGGGAGGAGAGCCCGGUGGUGCUGAAGCGGCGGCGGCGGUCCAGCUCCGUGGUGUCCGCCGAGAUGUCGGGCUGCGGCGGCAAGUCCCACCGGAGGACGUCCCUGCCCUGCAUCCCCCGGGAACAGCUCAUGGGGCAUUCAGAUUGGGACCACAAACGGGGUCCGAGAGGAUCACAGUCUUCAGGCACCAGCAUCACCGUGGACAUCGCAGUGAUGGGCGAGGCUCACGGCCUCAUCACGGACCUCCUGGCGGACCCUUCCCUGCCCCCCAACGUGUGCACAUCCUUGAGGGCCGUGAGCAACCUGCUCAGCACCCAACUCACUUUCACGGCCCUGCACAAGCCCAGAGUGAACCCCGUCGUCUCCUUCAGUGAAACCUACACCUGUUCUGACUCCGAAGAGACCGAAAAGGACAAGCUGGCUAUUCCCAAGCGCCUGAGAAGGACUUUGCCCCCAGGAUUACUGAGACGAGUUUCCUCAACUUGGACCACCACCACGUCUGCCACAGGUCUGCCCACCUUGGAGCCUGCCCCAGUGCGGAGGGACCGCAGUGCCAGUAUCAAACUGCAUGAGGCGCCUUCAUCCAGUGCUCUAAGUUCAGAUUCUUGGAAUAACCCAGUGAUGAAUACCCUCACCAAAAGCAGAUCCUUCACUUCAUCCUAUUCCCUUUCGGCAGCUAACCAUGUAAAGGCUAAAAAGCAGAAUCGGCCGGGUGCCCUCGUGAAAAUUUCGCCUCUUUCCUCCCCCUCCUCCUCGCCUCUGCAAGGGACACCGGCCAGUAGCCCGGUCAGCAAAAUUUCGGCAGUGCAGUUUCCAGAAUCUGCAGACACAACUGCCAAAGGAGGCCUGGGCUCCCACAGAGCCUUGACUUACACUCAGAGCGCCCCAGACCUGCUGCCCCCGCUCCUGACGCCACCUGCAUUAUGUAGCAGCUGUGGCAGACCCUACUCCCAAGAGAGUCCUGCGGACGAGCCCCUGGAGAGAAGCACUACAGCAAUCCGGGCUCCAAGCAGAACAGAUGACACAGCGCAAGUUACCUCUGACUAUGAAACCAACAACAACAGCGAUAGCAGUGAUAUCGUACAGAAUGAAGACGAGGCCGAGUGCGCCAGAGAGCCCCUGAGGAAAGCAUCUCCCUGCAGUUCCUACACACCUGAGACCAUGAUGUUCCUAGAUAAACCAAUUCUUGCACCCGAACCUCUUGUCAUGGAUAACUUGGACUCAAUUAUGGAACAACUAAAUACUUGGAAUUUUCCCAUUUUUGAUUUGGUGGAAAAAAUAGGGAAAAAAUGUGGUCGUAUUCUUAGUCAGGUGUCAUACAGACUUUUUGAAGACAUGGGCCUCUUCGAAGCCUUUAAAAUUCCAGUUAGGGAGUUUAUGAAUUAUUUUCAUGCUUUGGAGAUCGGAUACAGGGAAAUUCCUUAUCAUAACAGAAUUCAUGCCACUGACGUCUUACAUGCUGUUUGGUAUCUGACAACACAACCAAUUCCAGGCCUCUCGACUGUGAUUAAUGAUCAUGGGUCCGCGAGCGAUUCAGAUUCUGACAGUGGAUUUACACAUGGACAUAUGGGAUAUGUAUUUUCCAAAAUGUAUAACAUGCCGGAUGAUAAAUAUGGCUGUUUGUCAGGAAAUAUCCCCGCCUUAGAGCUCAUGGCCCUGUAUGUGGCCGCAGCAAUGCAUGACUAUGAUCACCCCGGGAGGACCAAUGCGUUCCUGGUGGCGACUAGUGCACCUCAGGCUGUGCUUUAUAACGAUCGCUCUGUUUUGGAGAACCAUCACGCAGCUGCUGCAUGGAAUCUUUUCAUGUCCAGGCCAGAGUAUAACUUCUUAGUUAACCUCGACCAUGUGGAAUUUAAGCAUUUUCGUUUCCUUGUCAUAGAAGCAAUUUUGGCCACAGACCUGAAGAAACACUUUGACUUCGUAGCCAAAUUUAAUGCCAAGGUGAAUGAUGAUGUUGGCAUAGAUUGGACCAAUGAAAAUGAUCGUCUGCUGGUUUGUCAAAUGUGCAUAAAAUUGGCAGAUAUCAAUGGGCCGGCAAAAUGUAAAGAACUCCACCUUCAGUGGACAGAGGGCAUUGUCAAUGAAUUUUAUGAGCAGGGUGAUGAAGAGGCCAGCCUUGGGUUGCCCAUCAGCCCUUUCAUGGACCGCUCUGCCCCGCAAUUGGCCAACCUUCAGGAAUCCUUCAUCUCUCACAUCGUGGGGCCUCUCUGCAACUCCUACGAUUCGGCAGGACUCAUGCCUGGGAGAUGGGGGGAAGAAGGUGAUGAGUCGGGAGAUACCGAUGACCCUGAAGAAGAGGAAGAAGAGGAAGCAACAGCUCCCAGUGAAGAGGAAGCCUGUGAAAACAAUGACUCCCCAAAAAAGAAAACUUUCAAGAGGAGGAAAAUCUACUGCCAGAUAACCCAGCACCUCCUACAGAACCACAAGAUGUGGAAGAAAAUCAUGGAAGAGGAGCAGCGGAUGGCGAACCCCGAGAAUCAGGCGCUGGACCAAUCCCCUCAGCAGCACGCCUCGGAGCAGAUCCAGGCCAUCAGGGAGGAGGAGGAGGAAAAAGGGAAGCCUCGAGGGGAGGAGAGCCCGAGCCCAGAGCCGCAGCCCUGAGGGCGGACAGGACGAGCUGUGUGAGGGGGGGUGCUCCCACCCACUCUUUCGAAGCCAGCACAUGCUUAGACACGACACUGUAGAA
Messenger RNA from Sorex fumeus (smoky shrew), 3106 nucleotides. RefSeq names its product phosphodiesterase 3A (gene PDE3A). Bases 19 to 3021 code for a protein of 1000 amino acids. The record is from RefSeq and is a predicted model, not a curated record. The transcript is spliced from 16 exons. Gene Ontology annotation, biological process: oocyte maturation; positive regulation of oocyte development. Lineage: Eukaryota; Metazoa; Chordata; Mammalia; Eulipotyphla; Soricidae. Gene Ontology annotation, molecular function: 3',5'-cyclic-AMP phosphodiesterase activity. Gene Ontology annotation, cellular component: cytosol.